Raphanus sativus (radish) is the source of this 2927-nucleotide messenger RNA. RefSeq lists its product as uncharacterized. Gene Ontology annotation, biological process: autophagy. Gene Ontology annotation, cellular component: intracellular membrane-bounded organelle. Bases 193 to 2538 code for a protein of 781 amino acids. Lineage: Eukaryota; Viridiplantae; Streptophyta; Magnoliopsida; Brassicales; Brassicaceae. The transcript has 14 exons. Gene Ontology annotation, molecular function: protein binding. The record is from RefSeq and is a predicted model, not a curated record.
GAUCUUUUGAUAAUGUUGAGCAGACCGCAUGGCAUCGUGUUUCUCCUUGGCAUGUUUCUUCAUCAAAUAAUCAACCAAUCACGAGCUCGGAGCCGCGGGCGAGGAGAUUAGGGAAGAUUAGAUCGACGAAUUGAGCUCGCUUUCCACGGAGAUCGCCGUCCUCGCAUCUAUGGAUUCGCUGUGAAUUUCGAGAUGACGGAACCUAUGUGGUCAGACGAUCAACCUUCUCCGACACCAUCACCAGAACCUGUGGCUAAUUCCCAUCGCCAAAGGUGUAGGAGCGUCUUCGAGUUACUGGUCCAGAGAGAGAUUUCACCUAGAACAAGAAGGUCUGUGCCAAGGAAACGAUGGGGAGUUAACCGAUGCGGUUCUGCUGCUGAUUCUUCCUGUGGAACCAGUAGCGAGCUGGGACAUAAUCUUAUUUCAUGGGUCGAGGCAGACUCAUUGCAGCAUUUAUCUGCUAAGUACUGUCCUCUUGUACCUCCUCCACGGUCAACUAUUGCAGCAGCUUUUAGUUCUGAUGGAAGAACUCUUGCUUCUACUCAUGGUGACCACACUGUAAAGAUCAUUGAUUGUGAGACUGGAAAAUGCUUAAAAGUUCUGAGCGGCCAUCGGAGGACACCCUGGGUGGUCAGAUUCCACCCACGCUAUUCAGAAAUAGUUGCUAGUGGAAGCUUAGAUCAUGAGGUGCGCUUAUGGAAUGCAAAAACUUCCGAGUGUAUUAGAUCUCAUGAUUUCUAUAAACCUAUUGCUUCUAUAGCUUUCCACGCUGAAGGUGAUUUACUUGCUGUUGCAUCUGGUCAUAAGUUGCACAUAUGGGAUUACAAUAAGAGAGGGGAAGACUCAUCGCCAGCAAUUGUAUUGAAGACAAGGCGUUCUCUGAGAGCUGUACACUUUCAUCCACAUGGGGUCCCUCUUCUCUUAACAGCAGAGGUUACUGACAUUGAUUCAUCAGACUCCGCAAUGACUAGAGCAACAUCUCCAGGUUAUCUGCGAUAUCCGCCCCCUGCUAUUUUCUUCACCAACACGCAGAGUGGCAGUCGUACUAGUGUGGCAGCUGAACUGCCACUGGUGCCACUACCUUACUUGGUUUUGCCUUCAUAUUCUGCUGAUGAUCCAAGAAUCCAACACUCAACUGGUACUACUGGUCCAAGGAAUGUACAAUCAAGGUUUCAAAGUAAUCAAAGUUCCAGCAGAACAAUGUCUCCUCCCACUCUUCCCUUGGCUAUGUCCGGGGAUCUUGCGGGUUCCUUUCAUGUCCCAGAAAACUCUUCGAGCAGCAGUUUUGCUGCCCAAGCUGGAGCUAGAACUUCGACCACUUCAGUUGAUGCCAUGGAUAUAGAUGAAGCUCAACCUACCGGACGAAAUAGAAUUCCCAGUCAAUCGGUACCACUUGAGUUUGGACAACUUCAGCAAUUAGUUCACCUCAGAGACAGAGUUUCGUGGGAGUUACCUUUUCUACAAGGGUGGUUGAUGGCUCAGAGCCAGGCUGGUGCUAACUCUGGGGUUCUUUCUACUGGUAAUAAUAGUGGUCAUGCGAGCUCAACUCGUCAUACAGGUUCUUCAGCACCUCAUUCAUCCACAGCCAGUCUAGAGGCUGCAGUGGCGUCAUUAGAAAUUCCUGGUGGCGUUAACUUAUACGGGUCUACUGCAAGAGGCGACUCCCGGGACCGAAGUUCACAGUCCCGCUUUUCAGGAUCUGGUUUAGCAGAAGGUAUUUCCUCUCGUAACACUCAACACGCAGGAACUGAUGCUCAACCUGUCGUUAACAGAAUCCCGUCUGAACUGGCUUCUUCGAUUGCUGCUGCAGAGUUGCCUUGUACUGUCAAACUGAGAGUGUGGUCACAUGACAUCAAAGACCCAUGUGCAAUACUCAAGUCUGAAAAAUGUCGAUUGGCAAUACAUCAUGCUGUUCUUUGCAGUGAAAUGGGAGCCCAUUUCUCGCCAUGUGGGAGAUAUUUAGCAGCCUGUGUUGCGUGUGUUAUACCUCAUACUGAGACUGAUCCUGGUUUGCAGACUCUGGUCCAACAAGAUUCAGGGCUUGCAACUUCCCCUACUCGACAUCCUGUAACAGCACACCAUGUCAUGUAUGAACUUCGUGUGUAUUCUCUCGAAAAGGAAACAUUUGGUUCAGUACUUGUGUCAAGGGCAAUUAGGGCUGCACAUUGCUUGACCUCUAUCCAGUUCUCACCGAACUCCGAGCACAUAUUGCUCGCAUAUGGGCGGCGUCAUGGUUCUCUAUUGAAGAGCAUUGUGAGUGAUGGAGAAACAACAUCACAUUUUUUCACAGUGUUGGAGAUUUACAGAGUUUCAGAUAUGGAACUGGUGAGAGUACUACCUAGCUCAGAGGAUGAAGUUAAUGUUGCUUGCUUUCAUCCUUCACCAGGAGGGGGUCUUGUUUAUGGAACAAAGGAGGGGAAGCUAAGGAUCUUCCGGUACAACACAGCUGUUGCUUCCAACCUCACUGCACCCAACAGCUCACCUGAGAAGAACCUGGCCGAGGUAGAGUUACUGAGAAGGUGCAGACCUAUGCAUUAGAAUGCUAAGCAGAGAAGAAUUCAGGUCUCAACCGUUUACAAUAUAUACACACAGAAGGAUCUUGCAUUGUGGGCUUAUUCAUUUUCCUCAGCUCUUCUGGGUGUACGAUUAUAAAUCUGAGAAGCUUUUUUCCAUCCACAAGCUGGAUACCUUUUUACACCGUAGAAGGUCGCAACGUUGGAUGGCCUUCUCAGUUUGAAGCAGGUUUCUUAGUCAGUUAUUUGAAAAGACUGCAGAAAAUGUUUAAAAAAAAAGUUAUUGUUGUGUUUGUUGUUGUAGCUUUGUAACUAAGUUUGUAACCACGUUUUUCCUUUGUAAGUUUAUCUUUACUUUGUAAGAGUCUUGCCCAAAAAGAUGUUAUGACUUUCUAUCAAAGACGUUUGAUCUUA